UGGUUCAUCUUUUAUCAGGAGUAUUAGUCUUAUUUGCAAUGUAAAAAAACAAACAAACAAACAAACCGUUGUCAGGUGCAGGGUAACUUUGUCAUUGUUGACAGCUGCAUCAAAGGCAACCUUAGCUAGUUAGCUACAGGGGACAAACUAUUGUUGGUUAACUUUAACAGUUACAGUAGAAUCUAUUCCGUAGACUUACAAUGAGUUUAGACUCACUCUUUCAUCAAAUCCUUCUGACUGAACAACAAUUAACUGAACAGACCCAAAAACUCAAAGAAGUCAAAGUAGCCAUCAUCAGAUGUAAUGAGAAGAUCAAGAGCGCCACUGAAAGGUAUGAGAAGACCAAUGAGGAACUUAAUAAAAAGGCCCAGCAGUUGUCUGCGAUGAGGCUGCAGCAUGAUCUGAUGAAGAAAUGUGCAGACCAGAUGUCGAAGCAAAUUGAAGAGCUGCUCUGCCAGAAGAGCCACCUCGGGGAACGGCUAGCCAAGAUAAAGAGGGAGUCUAAAGAAGAAGAGGAAAACUUCCUUCAGGAGAUCUCAAGGUUCAACAGUGACUUCAGUCUUCGAGGGAACAGAGAGAUAGUGUUCGAGAGCCAAACACACGCGGAGAUCCUGGACCUGGAGAGGGAGGUGGAAUCAUUGUACAAAGAGAUGGAGCUGAUGAGCCGCAGCAACAGCCACAUGAGCUCCAUACAGGAGGAGAAGAGAGCGCUGCAGCUCAAACUACAGGACCUGGAUAGCAGUCAGAAAGACCUGGAUCGGCAGUUCGCUGAGGCUGAAGCAAUGACAGAGACUCUGAGAGCGGAGAGCCUGUUUGUCAGUCAGAAACCUCUCACUGACAGCACCUGUCUGAGGCUGAGGAAGGAGCUGGAGACGCAUAAAGAAGGCGAGCUCGAGCUUCUGAGAGAGGCGCUCAGCUCGGAAAUACAGUUCUUGAAGUCAAAGCUGGACAGCAGCCAGGGAAGUAAGCAGCAUUAGUUUUGGCACAGUGAUGAUACAGGAAGGUUACAUUGGUUCAUUGAUCAUCUCUUCUGUUAAAAAACAUACAUGCUGAUGAAUAGACGGGAGCGAAAGGCUUGAAAGAAGUCAGGAAGGAAACAAAGGGAGGGACGUGUGUGUGUGUGUGUUCUUUAAUAUUUACCUAAAAAGUUACAUGAAAAGAGCAAAUUUCGUUCUGGGAGUCUUGUUAACAAAAUGUUAGUGUUGACACUUGUAAACUGUUACUGGAAAAGCUGAUACAAAACAGACAUACAAUAUCACAAUUGAUAAAUCUUUUAAGUGAAACAUUUAUUUUUUUUUACCUUUCAUUUUCAAGCUAUACACUGCAGGUCUGUUUCUACCUUCAAGUAGUUGUUUUAAUGAGAAAAUGUAAGCUUUUUAUGUCUAAUUUAGUUGCUCAGGACAAACAACUAAGCUCAUACACAUGCCUUGUGAACAGAAUGACAUGUGCGUCAUCCCUUGCAAAUAAAGGAGGCAUUCAAAAAGUGAUUUAAUACUGCCCUCUAGUGUACAAAGAGUAACAUUGCUAUAAUGGGGGUUGAGUCAAAACAGAUGCUUAGAGACUGAAUUAGCAUUGAACAGCAUGUAAUUCAAUCACUGACAUUGGAACGAAUGCAAUAAAAUAAAAGCACUUACUUACUUUCA
This is a messenger RNA of Micropterus dolomieu (smallmouth bass), 1643 nucleotides long. It is a transcript of the gene ccdc172, whose product is annotated as coiled-coil domain containing 172. Lineage: Eukaryota; Metazoa; Chordata; Actinopteri; Centrarchiformes; Centrarchidae. The transcript is spliced from 8 exons. Bases 201 to 977 code for a protein of 258 amino acids. Gene Ontology annotation, cellular component: cytoplasm. The record is from RefSeq and is a predicted model, not a curated record.